Phymastichus coffea is the source of this 1960-nucleotide messenger RNA. It is a transcript of the gene Idh3g, whose product is annotated as isocitrate dehydrogenase [NAD] subunit gamma, mitochondrial-like. Gene Ontology annotation, cellular component: mitochondrion. Gene Ontology annotation, biological process: tricarboxylic acid cycle; isocitrate metabolic process. The transcript has 4 exons. NCBI's taxonomy places the organism in Eukaryota, Metazoa, Arthropoda, Insecta, Hymenoptera, Eulophidae. The record is from RefSeq and is a predicted model, not a curated record. Bases 129 to 1280 code for a protein of 383 amino acids.
AUCAAAUUGAAACGCUCGAUAUAGACUGUUUUACUGUUUACGAGGGCACGUUAUACAGGCACAUCUGGUGACAGCAUCACAUGCAACGGACAACGAGGGAAGCUUUAUAGAUUAUUACAAUAAUUAAAAUGGCAAGCAGAUAUAUUUUAAAAUAUGUUCAGCCGAAGAGUAUUGUACCAAUUCGUUUCGGUUCAACUCUCUCAGGCUUUGAAUUACAACAUAAAACUCCAACUAUCAAAAAAUCUAUGCCAAUUCCAAAAGCACAGUAUGGAGGACGGCACACUGUCACCCUACUGCCAGGUGCUGGAAUUGGUCCAGAACUAAUGGGUUAUGUAAAAGAGAUUUUCAAAUAUGCCGGUGUGCCUGUAGACUUUGAAGAAAUAGAUAUUGAUCCAAAUUCUGAAAGUAGUGAUGAUUUGGAGUAUGCUAUUACAUCUAUUCGUAGGAAUGGUGUUGCCUUGAAAGGUAACAUUGAAACAAGAAGCAAAGAAAUUGGAGUUAUGUCUCGCAAUGUAGCUCUACGUAAUCAUCUAGACCUAUAUGUCAAUGCCUUGCAUGCUGUAUCUUAUCCAGCUAUACUUUCUCGUCAGAAACACAUUGAUAUCGUUAUUAUCAGGCAAAAUACUGAGGGAGAAUAUGCUAUGUUGGAACAUGAAAGUGUCAGUGGAGUAGUUGAAAGUAUGAAAGUAAUAACACAAUCAAACUCUGAGAGAGUUGCACGUUAUGCAUUUGAAUAUGCAAGAAGAAAUAAUAGGAAGAAGAUUACAACAAUCCACAAAGCAAACAUCAUGAAAUUAUCAGAUGGACUUUUCUUAGAAACUUCCAGAAGAGUUGCUAAGGAAUAUCCAGAUAUAACUCUUAAUGACAUGAUUAUUGACAAUACAUGCAUGCAAUUGGUUGCCAACCCCCAUCAAUUUGAUAUUAUGUUAACAACAAACUUAUAUGGUGCCAUAGUGUCCAAUGUAGUUUGUGGCCUGCUUGGUGGUGCAGGCCUUUUGGCUGGUAAAAAUUAUGGUGAUCAUUACACAGUUUUUGAACCAGCAACAAGAAACACAGGUGCAAAUAUAGCAGGGAAAAAUAUUGCUAAUCCUAUAGCUAUGCUCAAUGGUGCAGUUGAUAUGUUACGACAUCUGGGACACAAAAAACAUGCCACGAUUAUUCAAAAUGCCAUUAUGAAGACUAUUAGUGAUGGUAUUCAAACCAAAGAUUUAGGGGGAACUUCUACAAGUAGAGAAGUGAUAGACAACAUUUUAAGAUGCAUCAAAGCAGAAAUGUAUUAGGCAAUUAAAGGACAGAAAAACUGUAGUUCAAUAACAACAUUUUAAUUACAUUGCAAAAAAUACUUGUCUUCUACAUAUGCGAAUAUUAUCUCAGCAUACAUUUUCAAAUUUUGUUAGUGAAGCAUACAUUUUAAAUAUAACACAAGCUCACUGUUCAACAAAUAAAAUUAAUUUUACAGAUAUUGAAACAAAUCUUUUGCUGAGAUUAUAUGAGGGCAAGUGGUUCUUUGUAAUGUGCCUAUAAUACAUACUAAAUUAAUAUAUAUGAAUCAUUUUAAAGCUCAAUUUGAGUUUUAAAAAUGUCUAGUAUGUAAUAUGUGAGAUUUGAGUUCCAAGCCAAAUUUUAAAUCACGUAUUAAAGUAAUAAGAAAAAACUAUGCAAUAAAAACUAUUAUAAACUGUCAUGAUGUCAUCAUGACAAUUUCAUAAACACAGGCAUAAAUCUGAGCUAUCAAAUUAUUCAUCUACUUUUCAAAACCAUUGAAUCACACAUUUAAAUCAAUUUCAAACACUGAAUUUAAUAGCUUUGUCAAAUAUGUAAAUAAUGUAAGUAUUUCUGUUAAUGUUGUGUAACUUAUUCACAAUCACGAUGUUCUAACACAAAUAUUAGAAUACUUUAUUACUUACAGGACGUUGAACAUCUUGAAUGUUACACUAACAUUGAAAAUAAACUAGGUUAA